This is a messenger RNA of Bactrocera neohumeralis, 1161 nucleotides long. RefSeq lists its product as uncharacterized. NCBI's taxonomy places the organism in Eukaryota, Metazoa, Arthropoda, Insecta, Diptera, Tephritidae. The record is from RefSeq and is a predicted model, not a curated record. Bases 1 to 1161 code for a protein of 386 amino acids. The transcript has 2 exons.
AUGCGUCGCGAGUGUUUGUUGAUUUGCCUGGUGCUCGGCAUCAGCCUUAUGCUCACUGCAGUCGCAGCUGAGAAGGGCGUCAUUGUUGUGGCACGUUCUGCCGGCACACCGGCCGCUGCGCACAAGUCAAAGACUACAGCAGCGCCAUUAUACACAUCCUCGCCACGUCCACCCGUCGCUGCAGUGCAACCGACAGCAACUUCCACUAAAGCGCCCACCGUUGCGGUCCAACCGACAUCAGCGCCUACUGAGGCAGCUACUAAAUCCGCCACCAAUAUUAUCAACACACCACCUCAACUCGCACCAACAACAGCAAAGCAGCAAGUUACAGUUGAAAAUGUCACCGAGCCAAAGCCGCUACAAACACCGCCCACAGAUGCCGAGCCGGCCCUGGUGGAAGCGACACCGAAACAAGCGACACCACUGCAAGUGACCGGCUUCAUUACAAAGAACGGCAGCAUAUACGAAGUGGUCGACAAGAAUGGCAUCGGUCGUAUCGAGGGCCGUCAGAAUUCAGACACUGAGGCUCCGUUUGUCUGUAAUUAUGGCGCUGUGGUCAUUUACAGUGAUGUGGCCUGCGAAGAGGUGACCGACGUGCACGUCAGUGGAUCGCAACAUAAAGUGCAAAAUUCGGCGGCUGGCCAUAAGGAAGAGGAACCGGCCGAGUCGCAGCAAUCAACGGCUGCGGUGCAGCAAAUAGUCGCCGAAAACACCAGCAGCAACAACAAUGCUGAUGAUACCAGCUCGAACAACGACAGCAGUGAUAUCGUUAAACCCAAUGCCAAGCCUAAUGACGAUGAUGAUGACUCGGUUGACUUCGACGAAGUGCCGGUGAUGAAGAAGCGUCGGCGCGGCAACAAGAAAACCAGCAAUCAACGCAAACGUAACGGCAAUCGUCAGCGUCCAAAUGCUGUGCGUGAGGAUGGUGGCAAUCGUCGUCGCCAGCAGACCAAUCGUCAACGACCACAACAGCACCAGCAGCAACGUCGUCGUCUACAAAAUAACCGUAAUAAGAGUCAACGUAGACGUUUGCAAAACCAACAGAAAGUGAAGAGACGACGCUAUCAAAGUGGCAAUCGCAAUAAACAGCGACGUCAAAGUCAACGGCGUGGGGACAACAACAAAACACGUUACAUUGACAUUAUCUACGAUUAUGAGUGA